Lactuca sativa (garden lettuce) is the source of this 4078-nucleotide messenger RNA. RefSeq lists its product as uncharacterized. Gene Ontology annotation, molecular function: protein binding. The record is from RefSeq and is a predicted model, not a curated record. NCBI's taxonomy places the organism in Eukaryota, Viridiplantae, Streptophyta, Magnoliopsida, Asterales, Asteraceae.
AUGGCGGACUCCUCCGGGAAGGUUUUGAUGGAUCUGAUAAGCUCCGAUCCGAAGUCAUCAUCCCCAUCUUCUUCCAAAACGGCACAAGUUUCAUCCCCGUCGAUUCAGUCGCCUCGGAGCCCUUUUAAGAAAUCGGCAACACCAGUGACGAUGGGGGAUCGGAAGUCCAAGAGAUCUUUGACGCAUACUCAAAACGCUCCCGUAUCUUCUGGUAAAAUUGCUGUUCAUGUUCCUGAUGGGAAAAAGCCAGUUUCUUAUGCACUACUUGCAAGGAGUAUCCAUGAGCUAGCUGCUACAUCCGACCAAAAAAAGUCUCAAAGGCAGUUAGUGUAUUAUGUGUUCCCCAAACUUGCAAUCUACAACUCUGUUGAUCCAUCUCUGGCACCUUCUCUUCUCAUGCUUGGUCAGCAAUGCAAGGAUAGAACUAUUCUCCGUUAUGUAUAUUAUUACUUGGCAAGAAUAUUGUCAGAUAGUGGUGCUCAAGGGCUAACUUCAGGUGGUGUGAUUCCUACACCUAAUUGGGAUGCUUUAGCUGACAUUGAUGCUCUUGGUGGUGUUACUCGAGCAGAUGUUGUACCUAGAAUAAUAGAUCGGCUCGCUACUGAAGCCCUAAAUGAUGAUGUUGAAUUUCAUUCACGGAGAUUGCAAGUAGUUAAAGCUCUUACAUAUGCACCUACAACUAAUCCUGUGAUCUUGUCCAAGUUGUACGAAAUUGUCUUUGGUAUUCUUGACAAGGUUGCUGAUGCACCUGAUAUGCGUAAGAAGGGCAUCUUUGGGGCAAGUAAGGAGUCUAUAAUUGGGAGUAAUCUGCAAUAUGCUGCUCUAAGUGCCUUGCGAAGACUUCCUCUGGAUCCAGGAAAUCCUCUUUUUCUUCAUCGUGCUGUGCAUGGAAUUUCAUUUGCUGAUCCAGUGGCUGUUAGGCAUGCAUUGGAAUUGACUUCUGAGCUAGCUACAAAAGAUCCGUAUGCUGUUGCCAUGGCUUUAGGGAAGUUCGUCCAACCUGGUGGAGCUCUACACGAUGUUUUGCGUUCUCCUGAUGUUCUUGCUAGGGUUGCUCUGGCAAGGUUAUGUCAUACAAUAUCUCGAGCCAAGUCAUUAAAUGAAAGGGCAGACAUUAAAUCUCAGUUUAAUGAUUUGCUGUAUCAACUCAUUAUUGAUCGGAGUGCCACUGUUUGUUUUGAGGCCAUCGCUUGUGCACUGGGAAAAUCAGAUAAUGCAGACAGGACAGAAGUGCGAGCUCUUGGAUGGUACAAUUUGACCAGGGUAGUUCUCAAUGUACCAGUUAAAAAUGACAAAUCUUACAACAAAAAAUGUCCAGAGCUCCUUAUCAAAAUUGUCAUGAAAAGGUUGAAAACUUCUUUUGGUAGUUCAUGUCGGCCUGUAUUGCAUGCAGCUGCCCGAAUUGUGCAAGAAAUGGGGAAAAGUCGAGCAGCUGCUUUUGCUUUAGGCCUACUGAAUAUUGAAGAAGAUUUAGUCAAUACAUUUGCCAAAAGCAAUGAUUGGGAUCAUGUGUCCUCUGAAUCUGAAGGUGAUUAUGAUGAUGACACAAUUGGGAGUUUGUUAGCUUCAUUAAUGGAGGUUGUCCGAACCACUGCUGCAUGUGAAUGUGUUUAUGUACGUGCUAUGGUGAUUAAGGCACUGAUAUGGAUGCAAAGUCCUGAAGAAUCUUCCAGUGAACUUAAGCUAUUGAUUGCAUCAGAGAUUUCUGAUCCUUCUUGGUCAGCCACUUUGUUAAACGAUAUUUUGCUCACUUUGCAUGCUCGUUUUAAGGCUACUCCUGAUAUGGCGGUUAUCCUUCUUGAAUUAGCAAGAGUAUUUGCUACUAAAGUCCCUGGAAAAAUUGAUGCGGAUGUGCUGCAACUCUUAUGGAAGACAUGUCUUGUUGGAGCUGGUCCAAAGGGAAAGCAUACAGCUCUUGAAGCUGUGACAGUAGUUCUUGAUCUGCCACCACCACAACCAGGCUCCAUGUCUGGGAUUACAUCAAUCGAUAGGGUUUCUGCAUCUGAUCCAAAGUCAGCUUUAGCUUUACAGAGAUUAGUUCAAGCAGCAGUGUGGUUUGUUGGAGAAAAUGCAAAUUAUGCUGCUUCUGAGUAUGCUUGGGAGUCAGAAACCCCUCCAGGGACUGCAUUGAUGAUGUUAGAUGCAGAUAAAAUGGUUGCAGCAGCUAGUUCUCGUAAUCCAACUCUAGCUAGUGCAUUGACUCGACUUCAAAGAGUUUCUUUCAGUGGCAGCUGGGAGGUACGUAUCAUUGCUGCUCAAGCUCUUGCCACCCUGGCAAUCCGAUCAGGUGAGCCAUAUAGGCUACAGAUAUACGAAUUUCUACAUGGCUUAGCACAAGGCGGGGUCCAGUCUAAGUUUUCAGACAUGCAUAUCAGUAAUGGUGAAGAUCAAGGAGCUAGUGGUACUGGUCUUGGCUCUUUGCUAAGUCCAAUUUUGAAAAUCCUCGAUGAAAUGUAUAGUGCACAAGAUGAACUCAUAAAAGAUAUGCGUAACCAUGACAAUGCCAAAAAGGAGUGGACUGAUGAAGAACUUAAGAAGCUGUAUGAAACUCAUGAAAGGCUCCUCAAUCUUGUUUCAUUAUUUUGUUAUGUUCCACGAGCAAAAUACCUACCUCUGGGGCCUAUUAGUGCCAAACUUAUUGACAACUAUCGUGAUGAGCAUGAUAUUAGUGCAUUCAGUGUCAUGAGUGAUCCAGUUCAUGUAGCCACAGGAAUUUCUGAACUUAUAUAUGAAGCAACUAAACCAUCACCAUCUUUGGAGGCUGAAACUUUUGAUGAUGAUCUUGUAAAUGCUUGGGCAACUGGACUUGCUGAUGAUGAUGGCUUGUGGGGAAACAAUGCUCUUGCUAUGAAUAGGGUCAAUGAGUUUCUUUCUGGCUCUGGUACUGAUGCUCCUGACUUUGAGGAUGAGAAUAUUUUUGCCAGAUCUUCGAAUGAUGAUAUGUGGGCAAAAACUCUUUUAGAACCAUCAGAACUUGAUUAUGAUGAGUCAUCUACCUCUUCUUCCCCAGACUCAGUAGGAUCAGCUGAGACAUCCAUUUCGUCUCAAUUUGGUGGAAUGAAUUAUCCAUCAUUAUUUAGCUCAAAGUCAAAACCCAAGCAAAAAGGUCAAGUGGUAACCAGUUACUGGUUUCUUGAGUUUUUUCAUGUUAAAAAUUCUAUAAUUGGAAGAAUUUCACUUUAUCAUCUGUCGACAGUUGCAAACAAAUUCACUUUUUUUUUUUUUUUUUUUUUUCAGGUUAGAGAAGAUCCAACUCCAUACUCAUCCCCUUUCCACAAAAGUGACACUUCAUUUGAGAAUCCGAUAGCUGGUACUGAAAUUGAGUAUAAUUACCAUGAUGAUGACCAAUCCUCCUCUGGGAAUAUAGACUUUGGAACAGCACUUUACGACUUUACCCCUGGUGGCGAUGAUGAGUUGAGCCUGGUUGCUGGAGAAGAGCUUGAGAUUGAAUAUGAAGUUGAUGGAUGGUUCUAUGUGAAGAAAUUACGCCCUGGCUUGGACGGGAAAACAGCUGGACUUGUCCCUGUUCUGUAUGUCAGCAAAUCUUGAAGCUCAUGAUUUAUUCUUCAGUUCUCCAUAUAAUAACAAUAAACUGAAUCCAUCUUUGGGCUUCAGUUAGUGGAUUUUUUUGUCAAGAGUCGCCAACUUGGCAACUUCUUUGACCUCCUUCCCUUUAUCUGGAGACCUAUGUCUUGGCACCCAUUAUUCUGGAGCUAUCACACAUUUUUUUUUCUGAGUUUCUAGCUACAACAAAUCUUUUCUUAUAAGGGAGGCCCCUUAAUGGGAGCCUAGCCGUUGGCAUGCCGGGGUUCGUCCAAAGAUAUUGUUGGUGCUUGUGAUUUACCCCAUAACAGGCCUAAGAUUUGGCGUGAACUGCCAUCAGGUUAUAUAUUUCCCCUUAUCAAUGAGAGAUUAACAUAGGUUGUGAUGAUUUAAUAUCCGUUAUUUUUUUGUUACUAUAUAUAAAUAGACCUCAUCUCUACAUAAUCUUGAAAAAUCAAUUGUUGGUGAAUUUGAAGAUAAAUAAUGAGAAUAAAGUUGUUAAAUAUGCUUUAGAACGACCUAUGUUUAUGUUGGA